Messenger RNA from Hyaena hyaena (striped hyena), 2341 nucleotides. RefSeq names its product beta-1,3-N-acetylgalactosaminyltransferase 1 (globoside blood group) (gene B3GALNT1). The coding region runs from base 405 to 1400 and encodes 331 amino acids. The record is from RefSeq and is a predicted model, not a curated record. Gene Ontology annotation, molecular function: N-acetyl-beta-D-glucosaminide beta-(1,3)-galactosyltransferase activity. Gene Ontology annotation, cellular component: membrane. Lineage: Eukaryota; Metazoa; Chordata; Mammalia; Carnivora; Hyaenidae. The transcript has 4 exons.
GAGCGGCCGGCCGGGUGGGGCCCGGCGCGCCGGGGCUCCGGGCCCGCGCGUGCGUGCGAGCGAGCGAGCGAGGGGCUCCCGGGCUUCGGCGCGUGGUCUGCGCGCGCCCGGCCGUGCGUGCGGCUGCGGGAGGCUGCGUGUGCGCGCGGGGCGGCAGCAGCGGCCGCCUGCCCGCCAGUGUCCGAGCAGGGUUCGCGCGGCGCGCGGGAGGCAUGCAUCUUACAUAAGCAGUAUAAUGGCAGAAUUUUAAACCAAGUUGAGAAUUUCUUUCAGUAGAAACUUCAAGCAUUAUUUUUGACUACUGCAUACUAUUGACUGCUCAGUUGGUGAAAUUGAAGACCUUUCACUCAGAAGAAAUAAAUCAAGAAGGAGAACCUGAGGUUCGUGUGCUUCUGAGCUGCUGGAUGGCCCUUGCUCUCUUGACCGCUCUUCCAAGUAGGAUGUCACUGAGAUCCCUCAAAUGGAGCCUCCUGCUGCUGUCUCUCCUGAGUUUCCUUGUGAUGUGGUACCUCAGCCUGCCCCACUACAAUGUGAUAGAACGUGUAAACUGGAUGUACUUCUAUGAGUAUGAGCCAAUUUACAGACAAGACUUUAGCUUCACACUUCGAGAGCAUUCAAACUGCUCUCAUCAAAACCCAUUUCUUGUCAUCCUGGUGACCUCACACCCUUCAGAUGUGAAAGCUAGACAGGCCAUUAGAGUUACUUGGGGUGAAAAGAAAUCUUGGUGGGGAUAUGAGGUUCUUACAUUCUUUUUACUAGGUCAGCCGGCUGAAAAGGAAGACAAAGUGCUAGCACUGUCCCUAGAGGAUGAGCACGUUCUUUAUGGUGACAUAAUACGACAAGAUUUUUUAGACACAUAUAAUAAUCUGACCUUGAAAACAAUUAUGGCAUUCAGGUGGGUAACUGAGUUUUGCCCCAAUGCCAAGUACAUCAUGAAGACAGACACUGAUGUUUUCAUCAAUACUGGCAACUUAGUGAAGUAUCUUUUAAAUGUAAACCAUUCAGAGAAGUUUUUCACAGGUUAUCCUCUAAUCGAUAACUAUUCCUAUAGAGGAUUUUACCAAAAAGCCCAUAUUUCGUACCAAGAGUAUCCCUUCAAGGUGUUUCCUCCCUACUGCAGUGGGUUGGGUUAUAUAAUGUCCAGAGAUUUGGUGCCAAGAAUCUAUGAAAUGAUGAGUCAUGUAAAACCCAUCAAGUUUGAAGAUGUUUAUGUUGGGAUAUGUUUGAACUUAUUAAACGUCGACAUCCAUAUUCCAGAAGACACAAACCUUUUCUUUUUAUAUAGGAUCCAUUUGGAUGUCUGUCAGCUCAGACGUGUGAUUGCAGCUCAUGGCUUUUCUUCCAAGGAAAUUAUCACAUUUUGGCAGGUUAUGCUAAGGAACACCACAUGCCAUUAUUAAUUUGACAAAAGCCUACAGAAAGACAGGAUACUCUGUGGAAAGUAUUAAAAUUACUAUGAAAUAUCUGAUGGAAAACUCUUGGGAAGGUCACUGUGUUGAGUUACACUGAACUGUGACUCAUGAAGAACCCACAGACUGGGGGCUGGAGGGUCACACUUUCAUUUACCUAGAUAAAAACUAAGUCAGGCCCUUUAAAGGUGAUCUUAAGAGGAAUUAAACACCUUAUAAAGGAAUCGGGGAUUUUUGUUAAUAAAACUAGUAAGACCAAACUAUUUGAACAUGCCAUUCUGUAGACUAGAACUUGUUAAAAGGGGUUCAUUGAAUUAUAAGCUCAUUAGUCCAUAACAACGAAGCAAUGUGAAGCUCUACUCAUUGAGCAUUCUAGUCUAUUAAGAUUUUUGUGUAUAUCUGACAUGGAUUACCAGUUGUUAAAAAUACAUAGUUCUGUGUAAAAAAUUAAAGUCACACUGAACAAAAUUUCAUGUUUUGGUCAUUCAGAAGGUACUUCAAAAUGUUACAGCAUUUCACAGUUACGAAUUAGUAUUUAAUAUUUCUUAGGACUUCCUGGUGUUUGAAUGUUAUGGUUGUUUCAGUACUGUAUAAAGAGAAUAAUGAAUUACUCUUUCAUUUGAACUUUUUCCCACUUUUUCCACUUACUUCAUUGAUGAGUUUAUUUCAUAGCUCCAUUAGUGUAAAGUCAUUGGUCAUUACUGCAGAUCAGUAAUCUCUUAGACUUCCAUAAAUAUUUUACUGUGGUAAUGUAGAGAAGAAUUAAAGCAAAAAGAUCUGAAUCUUUGUCUUGUUUUUAAAACUACAAUCCCCAGUGUUUUUAUGUCACUCCAUCUGUCUCAUUUUUCCACCUGGAAACUGGGAAUAAUAUACAAUGCCAGGGAGCAGGUUUCCUUUUGGAAAGGUCUCUCAAGGCAAAAAAAAAAAAAAAA